Molecule: messenger RNA, 662 nt
Organism: Somion occarium
Lineage: Eukaryota; Fungi; Basidiomycota; Agaricomycetes; Polyporales; Cerrenaceae
Source: the annotation of a GenBank genome assembly
GCAACACAGAGAUAAUUAACCAGGUGCUGAGCGCAUGCUGCCAACCCGAGGCCAAUCAAUAUGCAUGCCUUCUAAUGCAUGUAGCAGUUGGCAUCCCUUCGCGCUCCAAAUCUCCUUACCCAUACAGUCACCUCUACCUGUGCAAUCCCUGAGUAGAAAAUUGUCCUCGCACAUUACCAAGACAUGUCCAAGAAAGGGGCGCAUGAACAAGGCGAAGAGGAGUGGAGACAAAUAAUUCUACAGCUCACUAUCGAGAAUAAAAGGUAUCAAGAUGCCUCGAAGAGCAAGAACUCGUCCGCGAUAGCUCAACACUCCGAAUCUAUUCCCGCUCUCAUGUAUCGAGCGGCAGAUGUCCAUCCCGACCCGAAAGUGAAAGAGAAGUUCAGGAAAAAUGCUGAGACUUGGGGCAGAGCUGGGACGGACGAAAGGGAAGAGAUGACGCAUCCCAUUGCCAAAGGUUUAGCUAUGCUUCUGGUAGCUCCGUUUGUAAUGGCGGGCGGUGUAGUCUUCGCCGCAGGUGCCAUUUUAUACGGAGCUGGGAUGGUAUUCGUUGGACUGGGGGAUGCCUUGACCUUCGGUCGAUUGAGAUCCUGAACACCUUUGGGAUGAUUCACUCUUUGCUGUUCGGUCUGGACGCUAAAUAUACCAUUACAUUACCAGGG